CCUCGAAACGAAACGCCAUUGUAGGUCGUGAAACGUCAAGUUUGAGUGGCAGUUGAGCCAUGGCGGUCGCUCCCUUUACGAUCAAGCCCAGCCUUCGAAUGCCUUCUCUAUAGUUUUAUCGGAGAAAAUACUAUCGGAGUUCCCUGAUGAGAGCACCACAGUCGUCCUCGUCCCUAUGGACGCACCAGCUCCGCCAGUGCGUGCCGCUGACGUCAGCUGCAAUCAUGAUUGCGCUGCAACUGGGCCUGCUUGUCGUUUUCCUCCGCCUCCUCCAUUCCUCCCCUCCAUCCCUCCUCCCGAUCUCUCUUCACUCUCGCACCCUUCCCCUCACUCUCACAUCCUCAUCAGCCGGCGACUCUACCAAAUCAGAGUCGCGGCAUGAACAGAUCUCCGAUAAUUGCUGCACCGGAAAUAGCAGCAGCAGCAGUAGCAGCAGCAUCAAUGGCAGGAGUAGCGUUAACGACGGUAUCGGAGACGCUUCUAACGAGGACGAUCCGCCGCCCUUCCCUCCCCCGGAGCGCGCCAUCGUGGCGUGGUUCGCGCGCCGCUAUUGGUCCGCGAUGAACGCCGCGGCGGCGCGCUGCCGGCUGAAGCGCAGUCGCCAGCCCAGAGCGCGCCCGCCUUUCUCCUCAAACCCUGCGUGUCGGCAUCUGCGGCGGGGAAGCGCUUUCUCCCUGCUAAGGCAGCUGCCGCUGGUGCAGAUGCCGCCCAAAGAGCUACGGCUGCCGCCCAAAGGAUCAGAGAGGGGAGCGGGCGGCAGCGGUGUGAGGCUUAAACGGGUGGAGGUGGAUUCAGAUCUGACGCUCAUUGCCAUCGUCUUCCCGCAGUUCCACGCGUGCCAGGAGAACGACCAGUUCUGGGGAGUCAACUUCACCGAGUGGGACAACGUAAAGCGUGCCUUCUUCCACCCCACCACCUUCCGCCCCGUCGCCCACCCCAUCGGCCCCCACCCUCCUCAACCGCACCCAACCACUUCUCUCGAUCCUUCCCCUACCUCUCCAUACUCCGUCUCUGCCCCCAUGUCAAAUACGUCCUCCAUAUCCCACCCACUCUCGCCCCUCUCCGGUGGUUACUACAACUUCCUCUCUCGCUCCCACCGCCGCCGAACCGCAGCUCUGGCCCGAGCCUACGGCAUACAUGGGCUGUGCUACCACCACUACUGGUUCGGCUGCCGCCGAACCACACUCGCCGAGCCUCUGCUCCGGAUGCUGGAGGACGGCGAACCGAACCUCCCUUUUUGCCUUAUCUGGGCGAACGAGCCGUGGACGAACAGAUGGGAUGGGGCCAGGGGGGGUGGAAGUGGAAAUGGGGUUUUGAUGGAGCAGACUUAUGGGGGUGAGGCGUGCUGGAGAGACCAUUUUGACUGGCUCCUGAAAUUCUUCAAGCACCCAAACUAUAUUAAGGUGUCUGGUCGCCCUAUGUUCGGCAUUUACCAACUUGGCGAUAUCCCCGAACCUGAGGCUCGGGGAAUGUUUGACCUGUGGCACACCUUGGCUCGGGAGCACGGCUUCCUGGGCCUACACCUAUUCCAGUGCCUCACGCACACCAACAGCACGCCGAACCAGCGCUCCCUCGUCCAAGCCGUGGCAGAAUACGAGCCUAACUAUCGCAAGUUUAGGUUCGGCGAGACCCCAUCCCCUGUUCGGCUGCAUCAGAACCACUACCGAGGCUCGUACGUGGCAUGGGAUAACUUCCCGAGGCACUCGACGGACCUGUCGUGGAGGCUUGGGGACGUGGCAGAGGACCCAGUGCACUUGGCAGCACGAAUGGAGGCUCGGAUGAGGCUGGCUCGGCAGGACGUAGCUGAGGUUCGGCAGAGGUUCGGCAGCCCAAACGGCACGGGAUUCCAACAGCCUAGCAUAGUUCAAGUCCAAAAUGGGACAGAGCAUGGUCAGGAAGGGUCGGACGAAGACCAGAAAGGGACGGAGCAAGUGCAAGCGGGGGGUGGCAAUGGGACGUUCUUCUUUGUUGCCGCUUGGAACGAGUGGGGCGAAGGGAACGCCCUCGAACCGAACCACCUCUUUGGGUUCGGAAACCUCAAUGCCGUUGCCCGAGCCUACGCCCGGAGCAGGCUUCCCGCCACUGAGCCUCAGCUCGUGCUGCGGAGAUUAACCGAAGCUGCAGUGGCGUGCGAGCUUUGUCUUGACGUGAGAUAUUACGUGGAUAUGAGUGCGGAGCUCUAUGAGGGGCUGGAGGGGCGGGUGAGAGGGGAGCAAGGACGCAUAGUGAAGCACUUUCUAGAGAAGGGAUUUGGGGGAGGGAUGCAGUUUAGGCUGAGGAGGAAGAGGCGUGGGGAAGAGCUUGGGAAGGAGCGUCAGGGGGAGGAAGGGGAGGGAGAUGGCGAGAGGGACAGAGAAAGUGAGGUGGCAGAUCCGGAAGGAUAUCAUGAGCUCAGGUGCUCUGCGGGUACUAGUGUGGCAUGGGGUAGCAAUGCCACUACCGAUAAGGUUGCACGGUUGUACAGUAGAAAGUAUUACAGCCGCAAUGCCAGCCGGGGGUGCAAGUGGUUGAAGCUGCCUCUUGACUAUGUAACGGUCGCUUAUCUGGUAGAAG
Closterium sp. NIES-67 is the source of this 2553-nucleotide messenger RNA. The record is from the annotation of a GenBank genome assembly. NCBI's taxonomy places the organism in Eukaryota, Viridiplantae, Streptophyta, Zygnematophyceae, Desmidiales, Closteriaceae.